GUCGUGGGCGAUCCGCCACGCCGGACGGACUUAUCGCAUCGUACGAAUACCAAUAGAAACAAACAAACGCACACGCACGCACAUACACACGUCAUAUAUAACAUACAUACGCAUGUGCGGGGUAGCGUUUUUGGAUGCGUUAAACGCCGCGGGAGAAUCCAACGCUCGUGGAUGUCAACGAAGCCUGUCUUUCGUCAUACGUAAAUUUAUUUACCGAUCGAUCAAUUUUUUUUUUUUAAUUUUUUUAUUUCCUCGAAUUUUCAUAAUUUUUAAUAAAUUUUUAAUCAACGCGUUAUUUCAAUUCGCGAGUCAGUGUGUUUGAAAUGGAACAGGACUAUUUUAUCGAACUUUGUGACGAAAGAAUUUUUGCAAAAUCCCUGGAGACGAGGGUGUGAUUUUUUUUUUUUCAAUGAAAUUGAAUCCGUCGUUCUUGGAGAUGUGUAAAAAAAAUUUACAAAAAUUGUCUUACUUCUAUUUCUCGUUUUUGACUUUUUUUUUUUAUUUGGUUGGUUGAUCGGUUCCUGUAUUAAAGUGUGUAAUAUAUAGCCAGUGAGUGUCGAGUGUUAUCGUCAAAGGUAGAAAAAAAAAAAAAACCGGCCGCAUGUGCCAUGGAAAAGUGAACCGGAAAAUCUGAGUAACAAAUAUUUGGUCGAAUAAUAUUGUGUGUUAUUGAAAGGUGUUAAUUGAAUUUGUAACAGUGAUUAUUAUUGUGAGGAUAUAAAGACACCCAUUCGUUUGACCAAAGUUAACAAUUUUUCUAUACAGGAUUUGGAUUUAAUUGAUCGGAAUCAUAUUAUCUCAUUUUCAUAUAAUUGUGAAAAAUUUAUUAGUGAAUAAAAUUCAAUUGAACGCGGAAAUGGAAAUCUAAAAAUUUCUUACGGUAGUUCAAUUUUUUUGCCAAUUGAUAUAAUAAGAAUAUUAUGUGUAAAAGGUAGAUGGAAUUACGCCUCUACGAUACUGAUGUCACUCGGUUAUUAAAUGUAUAAAUAAAUCAACGCUACUAUUUCCGGAAGAUGUGUAACGUAAAUAACCCAAAGUGUGUGAGAUGAUAGCAUCGAGAAGUGUAUUCAUAACAAAAACUUAUCUCUCGUCGGCGGGAAAAGGGAAAAAGUGAUGUUUUAGAAAGCUUAAAGUUUCAGUGAAUUUAAGGUAUGGAGAAUUGAAAAACUAGUACAGAAAAUAAAAAAAAAAAAAAAAUUUUGGAAGAAAAACUUGUCGACGUUAUCAUCUCGAUGGAUUUAUACCUGCUUGCACGUUGCAUCACAGUCGCAUCAGGGACAACACAGAGAAGGCAAAGUUAACAAACGUUGGAAAAAAGCGGGCGGAGGGGUUAUAAAGAUUUUUGCCAGAAGAGUGAAGUGAAAAGUUGAAGGACGUCAGAGGGAUCUCUGAAGAGUGGGCCGAAGCUGGUUUUCUCUCAGUAUAUUAAUGAGCAGGUGAAAAUAUAAAAACAGAAUACUUUAGAAGCAGUUUUUUUUUUUCCAAAAUUAAAACGAUUCGCAAGCCGGUCGAUUCGUUUCCCGAGUACCUUCGAUAAGAACGGAGAUUAUCGCUCGUUUAUGAAACAUGAAGGAAAUCGCAUUGCGUAUCGUUGGAUCCUCGGUGACUUAGAAACUGUUGGAACCGGAAAAGAGUCGCUGAAAACGUCCGAAGAUGGCUUCGACGGUGGAGCCAAUGGAGGUAGUUUCAACAUCGGACAUAACAUCGAUAAGCGGACUUUCGACGGAGGAUCCAUCCGGGAACAUAACACACGUCGAGGACGAGGAAUGGUCCAAGAUGUCAAAAUCAAUCCUGAUAGGCUGCGUCCUCGGGUCGAUAAUCAUAACGGCGGUGUUCGGGAACCUCCUGGUAAUGGUGUCGGUAAUGCGGCACCGGAAGCUGAGGAUAAUAACGAACUACUUCGUCGUCUCUCUGGCCUUGGCCGACAUGCUGGUGGCCAUGUUCGCAAUGACGUUCAAUGCCAGUGUCCAGGUCACGGGGCGUUGGGUGUUCGGCUACUUCAUGUGCGACGUUUGGAACUCGCUGGACGUUUACUUCAGCACGAGUUCGAUACUGCAUUUAAUGUGUAUAUCGGUGGAUCGCUACUACGCGAUAGUGAGGCCGCUAAAGUACCCGAUAAACAUGACGAAGAGGGUGGUGGCCUACAUGCUGCUAGCCUGCUGGCUCUCUCCGGCGAUAAUAUCGUUCCUACCCAUACUCAACGAGUGGUACACUACCGAGGAGAACAGCAAGUACAGACGGGAGUUUCCUGAGCUAUGCGAGUUCAAGGUUAACAAGGUAUACGCCAUCCUGUCGUCGAGUAUAUCGUUCUGGAUACCCUGCACCAUAAUGACCCUGACGUACUACGCGAUAUUCAAGGAGGCCAACAGGCAGGAGAAGCAGAUGCACAACCGAAUGGGUAACGCCAUGCUCCUCAGUCACAGACCGAGCAAGGACUUGAACAACAUGAACACCCUGAACAACUUGAACGGGGAACUGAACAGAGCCGGUUCGUCCAAGACCCUGACUCUGAACGAGAUAAACACGGACCACCUUCACACGCCGACGAAGGACAAGAACAUGAUAAAAAUGAAACGAGAGCACAAGGCUGCCAGGACGCUGGGCAUAAUAAUGGGGACCUUUAUACUCUGCUGGUUGCCGUUCUUCCUGUGGUACGUCACGAUGAGUCUCUGCGGGCCGACCUGCUACUGUCCGGACAUCGUGAUCGCCAUCCUAUUCUGGAUCGGUUACACCAACUCGGCCCUGAAUCCUCUGAUUUACGCGUACUUCAACCGCGAUUUUCGGGAGGCUUUCAGAAACACACUUCAGUGCGCAUUCUGCUCUCUGUGCAGGCGGGAACCGUCCGAUCUUGAUGCGCUCGACGUUCGGCGGCCUUCCCUCAGGUACGAUAUGGUCUGAUCGAAAGAGCUUCUAACAUGGAAAUUAACCCAGCAAUCUACCAAAUGUACGAUGAUCGGACAAAGAGCAUCUACUCUGAGACCUACAUGAGGCACAACGAUGGGAGAAGAUCGAGCGAAUUUGGAAGCAGUCUUUGAGAUGAGACAAAAUUUAGGUUUUAAGUCACUCCGCUCGUCCCAUGAACAAACCAAAAAAAAAAAAAUAAAAUAAAAAACGACUCCUAAAAUUCUGCCAAAUUAAUGUUUGCAAUGUUUAUCUUAUACACAAUAAUAUGAAUAGUCAUCUAUGUACACAAAUAUAUAUGAGAGACGAAUGUAUGAUAUGAUAUAAAAUAUAAUAUAACAUAUAAUAUGUAUGUAAAUGUAUUUAUGAUAGAUGUAACGAUACACGGGAUAACGAUAUACAUACAUAUAUAUAUAUAUAUAUAUAUAUAUGUAUAUGUAUAUAUCAUAUAUCACGACAUAAUAAUAGUUAAUAAUAACAAUAACGACACGAUACGAAUGCACCAUAUAUUCUAUUGCCAAAGUUUAGGCUUAAGCGAACCGCUUCGCAGCUAUUUACACCAAAUCAAAGAAGGGAAAGAUGAAAAGAAAAAAAGAAAAACAUUAAUUAUCGCCACGUAUUUUUGUGAAUCAUUAUUUCGAAUCAACAAAAUUCAUUUAUCUGGCCGAUGAAUAUGCGUGUGUGGAAAUUCGAUGCGUCUGACAAAACCGAAUGUCAUAAGGGUUUUACGAUAUAUUUUUUAUGUACAGUAAAAUAAGAAGAUUAUUUAUUACUUGUGUGCAGAGAGGAACGAAAGUGAGGGAUUGAGAGAUUUUUAAUGAAACUGAUUGGCAUUUUAUUCCCAUAUGCAUUCGUUAGACGUUCUGUACCAUAACAUGCGAUAGUUUGUGUUAUCAACACAUUUAAAGCAUGUGUACAUUGUACGUGCAUGUUAUGUGAAUACGAAAAACAAAAAAAAAAAAAAAAAAAAAACAAGAGGUGUAUUAAUCGAUAAUCGUUUGCGGCUAGUGAUACUUUGAAGCUUUAAUUAAUUGUUAUUAUCAUUAUUAUCAGGACUGUCUUUUUAAUAGCUGGGGAUAUUUGCGGGGCAACGAUUCCAGUUAUAUUUUUAUUAUACGUUACCCUCUGAUUGUGAGAAAGUUGUUCGCGCGUGAUAAAAUUUAUGUUGAUACGGCCUAAGACUCGAAUUAUGAUAUUUUCAAUGUUCGUUACAUCGCGUGAAUUAAUUAUUCAUGAUUUUCAAUAUCGUUUAAUAAUAUUUCGUCUCUUUCGGCUAUUCGUUAUUGUAUCAACGGUAACAACAAGAAAAAGAAACGGAGUGGAAACGAGUAGAAGAAGAAGAAGAAGAAGAAGAAGAAGAAGAGAAAGAGAGAAGGAGAGAAAAGAAAAAAAAAAAAAAUUUGGGAAAUACUCAAAAGUGAUAUUACGGAAUAUACUUAACGAUUAAGCGAAGUAAUUAUACGAGUACAAUGAUACGAUUGAUUCUAAUGUAAUAGCAAUACGUAAUAUCGAUUAUUUCAUUUUUUAGAUAAAUACGUGUAAUUCUAUGUGGGGAUUAUAAUAUCGAUCGUUGUUACUAUACCGUUAUGAUUCUUACCAUUUAUCAAUAAUUUGGCAAUAAUUCGUCGAAUGGAUGCCGAGAUACCGAUGCAAUAAUUACGAUUUUUACCGAAAAGUCUGUAUUUAUUUUUUUUUUUUUUAUUUCUGUUCGACUAAUAUUGCUCAAUAAUAUUUUCCCCGAUCCAAAAAAUCACCUCUUCAGUUUACUGUUCUUGCAAUUAUUGUCGGUUAUACUUUUAAUCGAGAGUAAAAACUCUACCGAGAAAAAGAAAAUGGAGAUGAAACGUUCAGUCCCAAAACACUUGUUUAUUUGAAAAUGUACAAGAGCUUUUUUAAAAUAAUCCAUAGUCGAUUUAUUUUCACUGUAAUUUCGAUAUCCUUGUCCGCUUAAUCUGUAAAUUUCGUAUCGGAAACCGAGGUGAAGAAUAAUGAAAGAGGAAAAAAAAAAAAAAAAAGAUAACAGAAAAUAUGUUUUCGAUAAUACCGAAUUGUAAAUAUUAAGCUGUAAAUAAUUCACUACACGAAAACAAUAUAUUAUUAUUAUUAUUAUUAUUAUUGUUAUUAUUGUUGCUGUUGUUGUUAUUAUUAUUAUUAUUGAUACAAUACCGAAAGCGUUGAAAAGGCUUGGCGCAAAUAAUCAAAACCGUUUCUUCCAAUUUCAAUAAUAAGAGUAGAUAAUUUUUUUCUUCUUCAUCAUGAAAAUGACGAUUAAGCCCUGCGUGUCAACAAUCAAAUGCAAUACUAGAUAACAUAGGGCGUUUAGAUUAUCAUACGUGUAUUAUACAUUGAAAAUUUGUACGAUAAUAACAAUUAUAAUAACAUUAACCAAUAACGGUUAUAAGAAUAAUAGUCAAAAUGUAUGGAGAAAAAAAAAAACAAAAAAACAAAAAAAAAAAAAAAAUGAACUAAGGUGAUACUUAAUAACUGGAAAAAAAAACGUAUUAUUGAGAAUUGCAAUUUAUAUUUUGAAUCGCGGAUCGUGCAGCUCACCUUUAAUAAUACCUGUGAAAUAUUCUGCUGACAUUGAAUAUAAAUUUUACCCACGGAUUGGGAAAUUUUCAGCGUACGAUAAGUUUGAAAAAUCUGAUAGUAGUACACAAAGAAAUAAUUAAUCUAUCCGUUUAUAUGUAAAUACGAGGAAAUGGUAAACGAAAUUCAACCGAUAUCCGCGUCAAAUUGAUGUACAUAUUUUUACGAUUAAAUUCUCAGCAUGCUAUUCGAAUCUACUAUGUAUACCUUACGUACUCUGUAUCGAUUGUUAUAGCUAAGAAAAGAACUAAAUGAAAUCUAACGAUUAUACUGUAACAAUUAAGAUAAUGAGAAACCGCGAUAUUGACGGUCAAUUCAGCUGUAUUAGAAUUUUUAUUUUUAUUUUUGUAUUUCCGUAAAUUCUCUAGUCAUGUCGAUUUUAUCUCCAAAAGCAAAACAAAACGAUUCAUUAUGCAACACAGGACUGAAUGUUAAAACCAUCCGUUCGUUUCAUUAUUAUUAUUAUUAUUAUUAUUAUUUUAUAGUCGUGUCGUGCAUUUGAGGAUUAUGUCGAUAAAACAUUUUCGAGCAGUCGAAACUUCGGUCAUUAUCAUUGUUAUUGUUAUCAUUACGCUUACAUCCCAUUGAUCGUGUAAUACUAAUCAACAUUAUGAUACGAAUUCAACUUUUGUUUGCAAUUCAUCGGCACCGUUGCGUCGACGUGAUUUCGUUUUAAUUAUCAUACCGUUGCGUGAAUUAACGUGGUUUAUUAUUAUUUUCAUACGUUGGUUAAUUUUUUAAAAACACACGUGAGUCUUAAUAUAUUUUUUUCAUGCCCGGACAAAAAAUUCUUUAUUAUAUUUACACGCAUGUUAUGAAAAAUCUUGUUACUCGAUACUCAAAAAUACCCGUGCCGCAUGUGACGCGAUAUAAUUCUUGUUGUUUCUCGGGAGAAGAAUUGAAAUUGUGACCUUUUGUUUUAUUUUCUAUUUUGUUUCUACGUCCGUGAAAAAUAAGAAUAAGAUUAAAAGCGAAUUUUACGUUUAAUUUUUCUCCGAUUUUUUAUCGAAUUUAUCGGGGCGAGGUUGAAGUUCCGAAUUUGAAAAGUUCCGAAAGCGUCUAGUUCGAAGUUCAAAGUUACUAGAUGCAAGAUUUUGAAGAUUCUUCAAGUUCCGAUAGAGCAAAAAUCAGAAAAAUAGUUUCGAUAGAGUGAAAUUCCGAAAAUUAAAAUAUACUCACAGAGCGUAGUUUAGUCAACGUGUGGGUGUGAAUAAUGAGAGAAAUCGAAAAUCAAAAUUACUAGGAUUCUGAACGUAAGAACAUCGGAAAUCCAAAACAAACAAAGAUCAAAGUGGUGAAAUUUCUGCAAGUCAGAAAUUCACAGAACUGAAAAUCUUCGAAAUCAUUUAGAAUUUCUAUGUUUCGGAUUUAAAAUUUUUUUUCAUUUUCGCACUUUUGGAACUUUUUAUACCCUUCCGGAAUUUUUCCCUUUCGAAUCUUUGAAGUUUUCGUCAAUGUUUGAUUCCUUUAAGUUUCACCACCCAAGAAUUCGGAUUUCGGCGCUUUCGGAAUUUUUCAAAGUCGGAAUUUCAACCCCGUCCCGAGUUUAACGAUUCUUUGUAAUCGUGAAAGAUAACAGUGCUCCAAAAUUAGAUAAGCAAACGUGUGAAACUGGUACAAAGAUAAGAAAAGUAGUAAAACUGAUCAACAUUUAGAAUAUUCAAGAAUAACACGGUUGUAUAUAUACAUUCGGUGUUUAUGUGUUUAAUUUGAAAAUUACUUCGCUCCGAGGUUUCAUGUGACACGACGUGUAUAAUAAUUAGUGAACUACGACUACGGAACAAGCGAGCAGCUCGCUUUCAGCUCGUAAACUGUGCUGGAAACGCGAGAUUCUCACGCAAAUUAACCGUUUACACAAAGAUUUGAAGGUAAAAGUGAAAAAGGGUAGAAAGAAACGUGAGAGUUUUACGAAAGAGGAAAAAAAUAAAGUUAAAAAUGGAAUGGAGGAACGAAACGACGGAACGAAGAAAGGCGUGAAUGGAGGGAAAGAAAGUCAAAAUUUCGAAGACCAUAAAAAGAAAGUCACACUUUACCGUCGCUGCUUCACCUUUCCGUACAAAAACAUGCGUGUAUUGAAAAAAUUUUUCGAAUUACGGACACACAAACAUGUCGUAUCGCUCUUUUCAAGUUACGUCCCUCGGUUUUAAUGGACAUGAAGUUAUUUUCACGAAUUGAAAAUGCUAAUGCCACCGCUUGUACCGUUAAUUAACUGUUUCGCGACAGAUAGCGGGACGAAAAUGAAAUUUUGAAAAUGCGAAGUAUAACUGCACGAGGUGAGUGAAAAAGAAAAAUUAAUUGCAACGAUAUUGAAUACGUCUAAUUUUGUUGAUCAUAGUAGGUUUAAUUUUUUUUUUUUUUGCAUCUUUUCUUCUAUUAGUUUCAUUUGAUGAAAAAAAAAAUGAGUGAAAUUUAAAUUUCAAAAAAAACACAAUUUUAAUAAUUGCGGCUUUAAUUGAUACCAAAGAGUAGAAGAGAAGGAAAGAAAAAAUAAUAACCGAUAAAAGAAUCUUCCUAAAUUUUAAGAUUCCUGAAUCUCAAUACUGACAUAUGAUAAUUAAAUUGAAACGAAAUGUGUGUAACAUUAAUAAACUUGGCUGAUCGCGAUGUCGUGGAAUGUAAUAAUGUUACGUACAAUAUAAAAUAUAGGUUUAACGUGAAAUCUAUGAUAAUAACGAUGAAAAUAAUGAUAAUGAUAAUACCUUAUCGGUAGUACACUGUAUGUGAUACAUACCUAUACAUAUAUUAGGGUGAGCCAAAAAAAAAAAAACCAACCUAUCGAAUUUAUGGUCUUAAAGUGACCCAUUUACUACGAAAAACAUUUUUUCAAACGGGAGAAUUUUUUUCUCAGUAAAUAGAUCCUUUUGAGACCAUAGGUUCGACAGGUUAGUGUUUUUGGCUCACUCUAAUGUAUACAUAUACGUAUGUGCGUGUGUGUGUGUGUGUGGGUGUGGGUGUGGGUGUAUGUACCCAUGCAUAUACCGUAUACUUAGGUGAAUGUACAUACCCAUCUAUAAUAUAUGGAUCGUGAGAAACCCAUGCUGUAAUAAAUAAGCAAUAUUUUGAUGAAAAGUAAGUAAACCUGUGCAUAAUAUACCAUAAUAUACAUGUAUACAUAUAUGACCUUAUUAUAUGCAAUAUUAUUAUAGGUACCUAUGGUAUAGAUACCUUAUAUUACACCGUGCGGAAGCGACGAUGUCUUGUCGGGCAGCAUAAUCAAAACGCAAAUACGUAAAAUAUGCGAAUAAAAAAUAGAAACUAAAGAGGAACGAUGAACAUUGUAACCUCUACUGGUCACCCUUCGCCGUGAAUAAAACAAACAUAGCCAAGAAAUAGACCAAACGAGGUAUGAAUACGAUGACGGUAUAAAUUCACUUGAUGUAUUCGCAUUACUUACCGUAAAUUUUACGCACCAAUCGGAGAUUUAAUUACGUAAAUAAAUACAUCUAAAUCCGUACAAAAUGUAACAAACGCACAUUAAUUAAUUAAGACCUGCUAAAGACGAGGUGCAGUUAAUGCGAUUCGGUUAUAUGAAAUUUUUUUGUUUUUAUUGUUGUCUUUUUUUCUUUUUUUCUCACAUUUUCGAUAUCAUUCGUCGCGAAAUUUUAAUACGAUAAUUGCGUGAGCUGCACUUUUGACUUAAGCGUCGAACGACCAAUGCAUAUUAAACCGAAAGGAAAUAAAAAUCAAAUCCGUAUGAAUUCAAUUAGCUGCCCAAUUUUCUUGUACCCGUAAUUAAUAUGUUGUAGAAGCGAAGGAUAAAUGUGAAUAUAAUUACGAAAAGUGUAAAUGUCUUUGUAUAAAAAUGGAAGAAAUUAAUAAAAACGUAUUAUACAGGAUGCGAAUCGUGAGAGAAAUUCGGAUGUUGCAAUGUUGUAAACAGCUUUGUCCGAAGGGAGUAAAAAAUAAUGAAAGGAUAAAAGGAACACAGCUUGAUACAUAUUAUUAAGGGUAUGCAGUACCGUUGCCCUUACCGACCGAGCAAACUCACUUUUUUUUCCUCCUAUGUUGAAUUAACAAACGAAGGGAAAGGGUUCAAAUUUCUACGGUGCAUCGUUUUUUCAUAGUGGAAUUCAGGAAAGUUACUCAUAUACUGAAAAUCGCCAAAAAAUGUGCGGUGUGUUCUCUUUGUUUAUUUAAUGUAGAAAGAAAAAAGUGAGUCUGCUCGGUUGGUAAAGGUGGGAGUACCACGUACCCUUAAAUCGUUGUGGCAAUGUUUGGUAAAAAAUUACUAAGUAAACUUCGAAUGUCAUGUUUAAUAGCCCAACGUUACCCUAUACAAAUAAAUUAAGCAAAAUUCUCGAUCAACGGAUUAGGUAUAAUUAUGUCGAUCGUGUGUCACGAUUGAAAACCACGCUCAUAGGACGUUACAUUAGAUACAUUAAAGGUAAAAUUUUUUACACGAUUAUCACUAAUCGCUAACAUAUACACCGUAGGAUUACGUAUGUAUGUAACGUAUACAUAUAUAUAUAUAUAUAUAUAUUGUAUAUAUAUAUGUAUAUAUAUAUAUUAAGUGUACAAUCAAAAAUGAGAUAAUAUCUUGAACGAAAAAUAUGAAAGAGAAAGAGUAGCUCCGCGGUUGAUCAUUAUCCAUGCAAUAAACGAUUGAACGAACAGUUAUCGCGGCACAAUGGAAAAUGCGCUAAAUUAUUCGACUAAUCUUGCAAAUCGUUAUUAAAGCGCAGCGUGCAGCAACGUAGACAAUCAUAAAUUGUACUAUAAUAGUUUUGAAAACUUUUCAAAUUUCGCUUAUGUAUUCGUAUUUAAGAUGGUAUUGAACUGUGAACGGAAGAAAAAAAAAAUAUCCACGAUUCACAAGGUAUAUGCUUGAGGAGAGGAUGUUUGAAUC
Messenger RNA from Neodiprion virginianus, 10336 nucleotides. It is a transcript of the gene Octbeta2R, whose product is annotated as octopamine receptor beta-2R. The transcript is spliced from 4 exons. Gene Ontology annotation, molecular function: octopamine receptor activity. Bases 1654 to 2898 code for a protein of 414 amino acids. Gene Ontology annotation, cellular component: membrane. Gene Ontology annotation, biological process: adenylate cyclase-activating adrenergic receptor signaling pathway. The record is from RefSeq and is a predicted model, not a curated record. Lineage: Eukaryota; Metazoa; Arthropoda; Insecta; Hymenoptera; Diprionidae.